AUGGAAAUCAUGCCUUUUGGGGACCUACUGGGCUUUCUGAGGAAGAGCCGAGGACUUGUUGACAAGUAUUAUCGUGGAGGAAACAUGGCUCAGAAACUAGAAACUUAUGACCUUGUCCUCUUUACCAAACAAAUCGCUACUGGCAUGGUCUUUCUUGGAUCAAGAGGGGUGAGUGAACGAUUCGCCAAAUAUUUGUCACAGUAGCGUAGUUUGAAUCUUAAAUUCAGCUCAUGUAAGUUCGUGUAAUGUCUAUUCUGAUACUUGGUUUUUUACAUGUUGGGUAUGAUUCUCGUCGAAAUUACACCGUUUUUGAAAUAGAUAAGAACUUAUACGUGUCGAACCUUUACAUUUUUUGCAGAUAAUUCAUCGUGACCUAGCAGCUCGAAAUAUUCUACUCGAUAACAACUAUGUUUGUAAGGUGACUGACUUUGGUAUGGCUUAUCAAAGCUUCAAGUAUGGUCAUGGAAAUGCCAAAAAGGUAUAUGAGGUCUUCUGUUAGCUAUUUGAUACUACACUGAUGUUAACCGAAUGCUAUGAUAUAUCAGCUAAAAGAGAGCUCUUGACUGCAGCUGGUCUAGAAGAUUGUCCAAAAUGCACUUCUAAAGUGCCAGUGGAAAGUUCUGCUUUUAGUGAAAUUUGGAAGAGAAAGUUAAAAGAAACAGCAUUAAUAUAAUCGUUACUUAGGACCAAAAACCCUCAUGGUGGGAGCUAUAUGGCCUCCUUUCACUAUUCAAUCUCGAAUUUUCAACAGAAGACUUAACCUGCUCGAUUAUAUGAAUAUCUCAGAGCAUUCUUAGAGCAAUUUUUAAUUGAGUGUUGAAAAACCAAACUCAAUUCAAGCUAUAAACACUAUCGAAAAUUCUUUAAUUUACACAUUUUUCUCCCAGCUACACAUGCAAAAUACGAUAAAGGGAUGAAAACAAAAAACUAACUAAAAAAGGAAGACGAAAUAAUAGAGAAAAACAAAGCCUUGACCAAAAUUUUAACUUCUCUUUUGCUUCCGUUAGGUAGAAUUUGUUUAGACAACGCUAAUACCUUUCAUAAGGGUCGUACAAUUUUCUCUUUCGUCUGUAGAUAUUUCUCUUUUUAAUUGCUUUUUGUUUUUGUUUUUGUUUUUUUCAUUUUUCUUUUCUUUCUUUUUCUCUUUGUUGUUAUUUGAUUGUUUUAGGGCCGUAUGCCAAUUAAGUGGACUGCACCAGAGAUUUUAUUGGGAAAUAUCUCUGAACUAUCACCUCUCAGUGACGUGUAUGUACCAACUUAAUCGUAACUGCAUGUCAUGAUAUUUUACUCACUUUUUCUUCGUUCCAAAAAAGUAAAUACUGUGUUCUGUAAUAUCUUAAAGAAUACCUUAGCUUCCUCAUGCUCAAUUGAUCUCUUUUUCUAUUCAUCGUUGUCUUUAAAACAUCAGACUUACUCAUGGUUUUGCCCAUAUUUGUUCAAUUCUCGCAUUUUAUGGGAAGACAUCUACAUUCACUUAUAAUUAGGUCUGCAACUGACGUUAUAUUAGUACUAGGGCAUGCCAUAUGAGUCCUUAUACGGACCGAUUAUACAACGACAUAUCGAACGAAGAAAAAACUUUGAAAAUGAUUAUGAGCAGUUAACCCUUUCAAAAAGCCUAGCACUGUGGGUUUUCGACUUUGGGUUUCUUGCUUGAAGUUUUUUCGCCGUUUCGAUAUCCAAAUUGUACCUUUUUGAGCGAAUAGAGUAGGCUUCCUUUUUGUAAAUCCACUCAUAAACAAUGCUUUUCUACAGGUGGUCCUAUGGAAUUGUUCUGUAUGAGAUAUUCACUAUUGGUAAGUAACUAGCCGCAGGAGUCCAACGGUAACAUUGGGCUUUCUCCAGGUCAGCACAUCCCCACUGAGGUACCCUCGAUAUUCUGAGAGAGCACAGCUCUGGUAUUACCUUAAACAAAAAGUUUGUGUCGAGUAAAUGAUGCGAGUACGAGAAUUUUUCAUUUAACAUUACACUAGUAUGUAACUUACACGCUUCUGUAAUUCAUUGACGGAGGAAUUUCGUAUCAGGGAUGGUCAGAAGGGAGAGUGGUUGCAGAAGUCACAAAUGGAUAUCAAAUGCCAAGGCCUACACAUAUUGAUGACCAACUGUAA
This is a messenger RNA of Pocillopora meandrina, 2105 nucleotides long. The record is from the annotation of a GenBank genome assembly. NCBI's taxonomy places the organism in Eukaryota, Metazoa, Cnidaria, Anthozoa, Scleractinia, Pocilloporidae.